This is a messenger RNA of Gadus morhua (Atlantic cod), 4110 nucleotides long. It is a transcript of the gene asb4, whose product is annotated as ankyrin repeat and SOCS box containing 4. Bases 250 to 1524 code for a protein of 424 amino acids. The record is from RefSeq and is a predicted model, not a curated record. Gene Ontology annotation, molecular function: protein binding. Gene Ontology annotation, cellular component: cytoplasm. NCBI's taxonomy places the organism in Eukaryota, Metazoa, Chordata, Actinopteri, Gadiformes, Gadidae. The transcript has 6 exons. Gene Ontology annotation, biological process: intracellular signal transduction.
UACAUAAUGGAACGCAUGGCAAGGUGGAUGUUUUCAGCUCCCACAAACGACCUACAGUUCUUAUUUUACAUCAUGGGUCUACAACACCCAUUACACACAACACGCUCACCAUUCUAUUAAUACCAAGCACAAGCAGGACCCUAGGCAUAUUGGAUUUCCCUCCCUCUGCUAUACGGUUUAACGCCUACUCCCUUUUAUUGAAUGUUUGAAAUCAAAUGCACCACCUCUGGAUUACGAUAAUCGCAGUGCAUGUUUGGCACUCCACAGAGGCCCUUGAAAAAGGUAAUGCCCACCGCCUUUAUCGCGGCAAUUUGCGAGAUCAUCUCAGGCCUUCUCUGUGGUGUGCUGAUGUCGAUAAUGCCGCUGUCAGUCUCCGGGUCGCCAUUCUCCUUGCCCGACUUGGGUGCAGGUGAAAGUGCAGGCAGUGGGACGCCCUACUUGGGUGCAGGUGAAAGUGCAGGCAGCGGGACGCCCUCCGUGUUCAUGGAGGAGUUGAGCCCCAGGCAGCUGGCGGCCAAGGAGCUCAAGGCCCGCUUUCUGGCGGCCUUGCAGAGGAACGACGGCCGGGCGGUGUUGGAGAUCCUGUACCACAGCGACCUGGAUAUAGACACGGUGCUGGAGGUGGAGGACCGCAACAUGGUCCUGGCUUCGUACAAGCAAGGAUACUGGUUGCCAGGCUAUAAACUUGAGAAGUCAUGGGCGAUGGGCGUCCACGUGUGCGUCAAGUACAACGCGUUAGAGUCACUACUGGUGCUCCUCCAGAAGGGGGCGGCCGUUAACCGCAAACCCAACGGCAAGACUCCGCUGCAUGUGGCCUGCGAGGUCUCCCAGGCUGACUGCGUGGCCUUGCUAUUGGACCAUGGGGCCCGGAUCAACAGCAAAUCAUUAAGCGGCCACACAGCGCUCCACUACUGUAUCACCAGGGAUUCAGUGGACUGUGCCAAGCAGCUCCUUUUCAGAGGUGGGAAGGUGAACAUGCCCAGUGAUAACAACGAAGAGGACACUCUGCUGCACAGGGCCGCCCGGUUCGGCAUCCCCCAGCUGGCGGCACUGUACCUGUCCAGCGGCGCUGCAGUGAACGCGGUCAACUCUCACAAGGAAACUCCCCUGCUGACUGCGGCCUUCUGGGCCUUCGACCAGAAGGAGCAGCUCUACAGCGAGGACCACCACCUCGUCUGUCGCAUUCUGCUGGACCGCAAUGCAGACCCAAACAUCCCAGAGGAGGACAAGAAGACGGCCCUCCACAAGGCCGCCUGGAACUGCGACCAGGUGCUGAUGCAGAUGCUGCUGGAGGGCGGGGCGGACGCCCGGGCUAUGGACAUCAACGGCUGCGCCCCCAUCCAGUACCUCCUGAAGGUCACCGGCGUCAGGCCCAUGGGCGUCCCCCAUCUCUGCUACCAGCUGCUGCUGAACCACAACGGCGCGCGCGUCUACCCUCCCCAGUUCCACAAGUACAGGUGUUGCAGGCCUGCCAUGACUUCCCUGAAGCAGUGGAGAUCCUGGCCAACUCCUACGAACGCUUGAAGCCCACAAGGAAAUGGCGAACGUCCAUUCCCGACGACUGCUAUAAGAGACACCAGGCGUUCUACGACUCCCUGUUCUCCGUGUGGUCCGACGGCCCGCGCUCCCUGAUGCACCUGGCCAGGUGUAGCGUCCGCGGCGCCCUGGGGGGGAUGUGUAUGGCCUCCGUCCCGCGGCUCCCCCUGCCGCCGUCCGUCCAGAGGUACCUGUUACUGGAGCCCAGCGGAGCGCUCUACUGAAGGGGCCCCGGAGUGGGUGUGUCAGGUCACCCUGGGUCUCCCCGCCAACUGAACCAGCCCCACCCUGAGUCGAGGCCGGCCGAGGGUCCUUCUGGUCCUUCUGGUCAGGCGACAGAGCGGCGCCCAAGUGUGUUUGUCUUUUGCUGCGUUGCCUAGCAACGGACGACGGUUGGAGGGGAGAGGCGGUUGGUCCGCCUGCACUUUAUAGACGUGGGAUCAAGCUUCACGUUGGGGGCAAUGAACAAAGAAGCUCCACGGAGCAGCAAUGGUGCUGAUCCAGGACUAAUCUGCACCUUUCUUGUCGGUGGAUGUAGUGCCUGAACCUGAAAGGACACAUUUAUUAAGAUCCUAGUUUUCUUUUAAGGAGGAAGACUGGAAUGGUCAGAGUUCGGACUUACAACUGGCUCCUGAAGGAAUUAUAGAGAUAAAGGUUCUUGGUUUGAGUCCCUGAUGUCCUCAGGCUACUUGUACUCAUCCUUAGCGAUUUGUUUAACCCCUACCUGCGCUGUAACGGACGGUCAGGGUAGUGUAGUGGCUAGGGGGUUUACGUCUCGCCAAAACCUACUGGGUUUGAUCCCUCUAUCCAUAGUCUACCUGUAGGCAUCCUUAAGCAAGAUUUAUUAACACUACCUAACUUCUUAUGACGUGUAUUUCACUUGGAAAAAAGAAAAUAACAUUCAGACAGUCAAUGUUCAAAUAAAUGGAUAAUCAUGGAAAUAAAGAAAAAUAGACAGACAAUUAUUUAUUUAUGCACAAACUGAAAGCUGAAUUUGACAGCAUAUCAAUCAUUCAUGGAUUAAUAACAUCAUGUGGUAAAUAUAUGUAGAAAGCAGAAUGUAUGACUAUGGAAAUGUAUUUUAAAUCCUUAUACAUUCAAAUAAUCGAAUAGGCCUCUAGAUCAGAUCGACAAGCUAACACUGUAUGGUUUAUACUUAUCAUUUAAUUUAAAAAUGUGACCUGUUUAUACACAAAAAACUCAUUGCGUAAAGGAAUUGGCUAUCUACCCAACAACCAACCCAGCAAGGGCCAAUAUUUGCAGAACCAGCCCUUAAAAAAGCCACUAGACCAGAAGUGCUUGUCUUUCCAGGUAACUGCCUGUGCACACAGCAUGUAAACACAUGCUGUGAGCCUGGCUCUGGGGAUAUGCUACGGUUUUUGGUUUUUUCUUCAAUAAAAUAGUAACUUUAUUUAAAAAAAUUAAAAAAAAUAAAAAAUAAUGUAAAUAUAUUUUUGGGAAUAAAUGAGUGAAGAUUUUGAUAAAAAAUUAACGAAGCCUCUAUAACAAAAAAAUGUUGCGUGUGAUUUUAUAUAUAAACUGAUGUUUCAGAUCAUGGAUUACUUCUAGAGGGAGAUCUAGGUCCCUGUUCCCUUGUCCCUUGUCUUUGCUCUUCUUGUCAUGUGCCUUUUCCUUUACCCUAAAGAGAUUUUCAACUGACGGCUCAUAGGAAGUAAGACAGCUGAAAUUACGGCAGGUAGGAAGACCAAUGAUAUCUCUUGAAGAUAAAACCACUUCUAACCAAAAUCUAUUAGGGGAAGAGCAUUGGUCUUCCUCCAUGCUGUAGUUGUACAGCAUGGAGUGUCGAAACAAACAUAACGUAGCGUCUGUCUCCGGCAUCGUCGGUCAUCCAUGCAAACCACUGUUGAGUAACGUGAAAGGAUUUACUAAAGCCUAGAAAUGUGGCUUCAAUCGUGCUUUCAAUGUGUGUGUGUCCCUCUGAGCCACUGUGUGUUCCUGCAGCAUGCUUCCGAGUACAGGGAUUGAACCCCCAUGGGCCUGUUGGUGCAUCUGUUCCUCUGCCAACAGUUAUAUGAACCGUUUCAGUGACCUCAUCCCAAGGUCACAAAGAUAUGUGCUCGGACAGGACCAAUCCUGUUUCUGUUACAUGAAUGCGAUGUUUAUAGAAAGACAAACAGUACUACUACUAGUUGGCCUAUAUUGAGGAUUUGCUUAGGACAGCAUUCUUCCAGGAAUUAAUCUCGGACCUAGCUGUCCCGAUAUUUUACCAAAGAUAAAUGAUUCACGCGAGUGGAUGGAGAUUUCGAAGUGUAUUUCUACAGUGGCCAAUUACACAGUGUUGUUUCAAACCUUUAGACAGGUUUUUACAGUUUACCACUGCUGGCCGAGUUUGUGAACUCUGGGAAAAAACAAUUAGGGGCAUACAGGUCCUCGACUCCAACAAAAAGAUUUGUUGAAACAAAUAUGAAGCAAAAGUAAAUGAAACGCCCCUUUCACCCUGAUUUGAGCUUGUCUGCCAACAAACUUUAGAUAUGAAUCUAAAGCCUGAUUCGUGGUACUAUCCAGUCCAUGUACAGUAUAGGCACAUGCCAAGGACAAAGCCUCCCACAUAGA